UCUGCGCAUGCGCCGUAAAGUGAUGCAAAAACGUGGUUAAAGUGAGCAAGGGAAACAGACUUAAAACGUCCCUAUUUGGUGUAAGUAGUAGACGACAUUGCCACUGACACGCACUAGUCGAUAGCUUAGACAUGGAUGGUGCUGAAGGUGAAAAGGAAAACAUUAUGGCAGGAGAAAACGGUACAGCAUCUGGUGCAGCGUCUGCACUUGAGACAAAGAUUAUUAACCAGAUAGAGUAUUAUUUUGGAGACAUAAACCUGCCACGUGACAGAUUUCUUCAGGAUCAAAUCACCCAGGAUGAUGGCUGGGUGACACUGGAGACGAUGCUCAAGUUCAAUCGACUGAAGAAGUUGAGUGAUGACCAUGAUGUUAUCUGUGCAGCUCUGAAGAAGUCUGCAAGUGGCUUGAUUGAGGUUGCCGAAGACAAGACAAAGAUCCGCAGAUCUCCCAGCAAGCCAAUCCCAGACAACACGAAGGAGAGGAGGGAGGAAGUCUCAGCCAGAUCUGUAUAUGCUAAAGGCUUCCCCGAGGAUCAAACUCUGGACCAGCUGCAGGAGUUCUUCAAUAAACAAGGUCAAGUGGAGAGCAUUUCCAUGAGACGCAUCCCCAAGACUAAAGACUUCAAGGGGUCUGUGUUUACUGUGUUCUGUAACAAAGAGGAUGCAGAAAAGUUUGUUAAAGCAGAGUCCUUAAAGUAUGGAGAAACAGAACUGGUCCGAUGUUUCAAAGAUGAUUACUUCAAGAGGAAGAAUGAAGAGAAGAAGCAGGCGAAGAAGCAGCAUAGUGAGGAUGUCAAGGAAAAGGAGAAGGAGCAAGAUGAUAAAAUCAGAGAUCGAAUUAAGACAGCCACCAUCUUGAGACUUGAUGGUCUCCCUGGUGAUAUCACACUGGAAGAUCUCCGCAACUUCUUCACAGACUUCGGCACAGUGGCCUGGGUUGACCACGACAAUGGAGAAACAAAGGGCUAUGUGAGGUUCACCAAUGAGAACGAGGCAACAGAAGUGUUGACUAAAGCUAAAGAGGCAGGAGAAGGGAAGAUUGAGAUCAACAAUAACGAAGUGACAGCUCGUGUGCUUGAUGGUGAGGAGGAACUCAACCACUGGAAAAUGAUCUUCAAGACGAUGGAAGAUCAGCGGAGGUCUCGCAACAAGCAAGGUGGAGGCAGGGGAGGCAAGCGCCGUAACAACCAAUACGGGGGAAGGGGAAAGCGAAGGAUCAACAGGGACAGGGACGGAGAUGGAGAACCUGCAGCCAAGACAUUGAAGACAGAAGACGACUGAGAAUGGGUCUCCCUGCUACUGAAAACAACACAAUCAUCAGAUGUCUCUGUUGUGCCUUUGUUUAUCACAGAAGACUCCACCAAGUUGAGGAGCAGAUGUGGACUAGGACAGGGGACCGGGGGAUGAGAGAUGAGGGGACGGGGGGAUGUGGGAACACAGCACUCAGUUAUUGGGACGUCUUGGGCCGACAACCAUGGACAUAGGGAUGUACAUUCAGAUUAUCUGUGGCUGUAUAAGAGAUGACAAUGUAGAUAUGUAAGCACUUGGAAAAGAGGUGGUGAAGUAACGCAUUCUAUGUUUUGUUUCACAUUUAUCAAGGGUGUUUCCAUUAGAUGUAAAACCAAAAGUACACAAGGUAUUGAUGAAUGGAAUAAUGGGUGUUGCAUCCUGUGUGAAACAAAUUUUUACAUGCUGUUGAGGAUAUUCACAAAAUUAAACGAUUAUUGUUUAAGGUGUCUCCACAUCAUCCAAAGCUAAAUGCUGGAUUCAAAUACAUUUUUGGACAUUGCAAUUAAGUUGCAGGCAGAAUAAUGUUUGCUGAUCCUGUCAGACCACUGAAGUUAAAAUAAAAAAUACUGGUAAGUAAAAAUGAUACAUUUUAUAUUUUAGGUUUUGGGAUUGAAAAAAAAUUGAUUGAAGUAAAGAUCUGCCAAAAUGUAAUGCAAAAGGUCAUGCUUGUUAUUCCCAGCUAAUAUCAGCGAGCCACUCCAAUAUUGCAAGGUGAAAAGAGGUAAAGAUUUUGCCAACAAAUGGAAACCUGUUGUUUCUUCAGUAUCAUAUGUAAUAGCACUGCCCCAAUCCUAACACUUUUUACCCAGUACUUCUACUGAAUUUGAUAAUUUUCUUACUCUGUUAAAAAGAUGUUUGAAAUACAGGUAAAGUAAGCAAGAUGGUUUGUUUUGGUCGAAAUACAGCACAAUAAAUUGGGUGAAAGUGUCUGCAAUAAUGUUGUGAGUAUCCACCCUUGGUAGCUCCGCCCAGUAAACUGUUGAGAGGUAUGGGUUGGCCCAGUAUCUUCAUUUACUCAUCUGUACGUAGUACAUUUCAUUUUUUAAUGUACUUUUUAUACUUUUGUUUGUUCCUAAUUUAUUUUAGAUAAGUUUAUAUUAAGUGAUUUGGAGACAUUUUCACCUUGUAUUAUGAAAGUUGAUGAGUACUAUUUUAAGACUAACUGUAGUUACAUUUUAUCGCCUACAUUUCCAUUUGUACAUAGUGUCAAUAAACUACAUUUAUCACUA
This is a messenger RNA of Haliotis rufescens (red abalone), 2518 nucleotides long. RefSeq names its product lupus La protein-like. Gene Ontology annotation, cellular component: nucleus; ribonucleoprotein complex; cytosol. The transcript has 14 exons. Gene Ontology annotation, molecular function: RNA binding. The record is from RefSeq and is a predicted model, not a curated record. The coding region runs from base 132 to 1280 and encodes 382 amino acids. Lineage: Eukaryota; Metazoa; Mollusca; Gastropoda; Lepetellida; Haliotidae. Gene Ontology annotation, biological process: RNA processing; positive regulation of translation.